Messenger RNA from Thlaspi arvense, 1740 nucleotides. NCBI's taxonomy places the organism in Eukaryota, Viridiplantae, Streptophyta, Magnoliopsida, Brassicales, Brassicaceae. The record is from the annotation of a GenBank genome assembly.
AUGGCUUUACUCUCAGCAUGUUGGCUAAUGAUCGAAUCCAUAGUGAUUCAAGAUGGUUUCUUGAAAUGGUCGUACAUGAAAUUAUACAUGCACCCUCUUGUUCUCUUUCUUUUUCAACUCCUUCUAUGGCUCUAUCUCUUCUUUUUAUGGCUUGUGCUACCCUUUCAAGCGUUUUUCAACGCCUUUUUAUCAGUCUUGGUCACGUUCUCUAAGUUAUUUAGUUGUUUUCUCCGAGCCAUUAUGGUUAGGAUUAGAAGGGAGGUUACAUGUAUUACUGAGUCUAGGCAAGAGACCACGAAUACACUUGUUAACUUGGAGCUUUCUAGAAGUAUUCAUAAUCCGGUUCCUGUCUUCAGCUUUUCGUUUAAGGAUCAAGUAGAUACUCAAUCAAAAGUACUUCUAGCUCUGCAAGAAGGCCAAAUUCUUGAAGUAGAAGAUGAUGAUUUUUUUUAUAAAUGUGAUGAAGAAGAUGUGGUUGAUCAGAUUCUUGAUGCUAGAGAAGGCGAGGAGGACCAGGAUAUUGACAUUUUUGAUGUUGUGAACAUGGAGAAGAGUUUUGAGUUUAUGCCAAUAUUUCAAGAAAAUGAAAAUUCUUUAGUCAAUCGUGAUGAAGAAGGAGAAGAAGAUAUUGUAAGCUCAAACGUGGAGAAUAAUGAUCUACCUUCUCUAGUAGCUAGUGAUGAUAUGAAUUCACUCAAUAGCGAUGGAGAUCAUCCCUCUCCUUUAUCUAUCGCAAGCUUGGAUUCAGCUCUUCAAGAUUCGAUUGCGAUGGAAAAUCAAACUCAUCGAGAUGAAGAUGGUGAAACUAAUGAGGUAUACAAGAAAUAUUGCGAAAGAAUGAGAUGGUAUGACAUACUCAGCCACGACAGAACCUAUGGAUUAAGUGUGAUCAUGAACCAAGAAACGGCAAGUAGUCUUAGCUUAUGGGGGAAAACGGCAGAGAAGAGGCUAAAACAAAGUAUAGAGAAAGAUCUUGAGCUAGUAUAUGUUGCUCAAUCAUGUUUAUCAUGGGAGGCUCUUCAGCAUCAGUACAUUACAUUGAAAGAGAGUUUAAAAUCCGAUGAUUCAAAAGGCGGGUUCUAUAACGAUGAUAUCUCUAAAGAACUCCAGAAGUUUCAGGUUUUAUUAGAGAGAUUCUUGGAAGAUGAAAGGUGUGAAGGAAAAAGGGUCUUGAGCUUUGUUCAAAGAAGAUUUGACCUCAUGAGCUUCUUUCAAGUCCCAAGACUUUCAGGAUAUAUUAGUAGAAAGGGACCUCGUGAAGGAGAAAGAGAAAGAAAGAAGAAAGAGGUGUUGAAAGCAAUGGAGAGAUGCAUUGAAGUCUUCUAUGACUUUGUCAAAGUAGACAUCAACACACCUUUGAUUUGGGAAAGACUUAAAAUAUCUUUUGUGAAUUCUCCUCUUAUGGAAUUGGAAGAUCCUAGAGACAUUAAGCUUUUUCUCCAACUAAAAAAUUCGCUCCAAAAGAAGGAACAACUGUUGAAGGAGAUACAAGGGAACAAGAAGAAGAUAUGGUUCAAGAAGAAAUCUUCUAAAGUUGAAGAAGAUGAGACUGAGAAAUAUGAAAACUUUAUGCUACUGAGAUUCCUAACGAUAGACUUAAAGCUUGUGUCUAGAGUUUUAAACAUGUCUUUGGUCUCAUCUUCUCACCUCCAGUGGUGUCAUCACAAGCUCAACAACAUUAGUUUCAGUGGUGGCAAAAUCUCUAGAACUUCCUCGCCUGUUUUAUUCCCAUCUUCUUGA